GCGGCUUCAAAUGCCAUCGAAGCGCGGCUUGCUGCGCCUGCAAGAACAACUGCUUGCUCAGUUGAAAGCGUCGUCACGGACGGUAUGCGGAUUAACAACCAUGUUAUCGCUUCGCUGGAGAGACUGAAUCAGGAGGAGGCGGCUUUCGUCACCGUCAAGACAUCGCUGACAGCUCAGGAAGAAAAAUAUCGUCGCCUGGAAAGCGACAUGAAGUGUCGUCGAAGGCUGGAGGCGCUAUGUGGAAUUAUUUAUGACAUCCAGUGUCAGGUCGCUUCACGAUGUUGUGACGUGGAUCAGUCUCAAAAGCAAGAUCUGCUCAAUAGACUGGAUAGUUGCCUUGAAAAAAUGCUGGCAGCGAGCGAACAGACGGUUCAACAACAAGUCGAGGCGUUACAGAAGGACGUGGAACAUGUUCUCGGAAUCGGGAAGCCGCGGCUUCGCAGGAAGAAGGAUGUUAUCGCCGAGCCAGUGACAACUGCAGCAUCGAAGAAGGCGACUACGAAGAUCUGCACACCCCCACGAAUCCCCGCUGAAAACCAGGUCAAUGCAGACGAAGCAGGUGAUAUGGAUUGGGACAAUGAUGGUUGGUUCGAUGAGUCUGCACCAAAUGACCCAGCGGAUGACUCUGACGAGCAGGAGCACAUUGUGGCACAAUUUUUUCCUAAGAAGUCCAAUCUGAAACUUGGAGGUGAUUUUCUGGCCGUGAAACUGGAAGAGGGAGCUUCGCCGCGCUGGCCUCGCGAGCUACCGCCUUUCGUGUGGUCGCUCUUGGCACGUGUAAUCACGUCAGACCCGCAGUCAUACGUGAUGAGGGUGACGCACAAGCGUCUCAUGGAUGAAAUUGCUAAGGGCGACCCGUAUUAUUAUCUGCAUCCGACGAUCAUGUCCAGUGAUGCGGAUGAGUCCUCGCCUUUGCGCACGUCACCCGCCCACCCGUGUGAGUUCGGCUGUCGAGGCGCGUCAGCGCUGAAGUGGGAGCGGAAAUUGGUAUCGCAAAUUAGCUCGCGCAUGAAGUCAUUCGACAACGUGGCGUACUCGCUGGCUCGUAGCAGCGGUGGCAAGGAGGUUCUCAACCGCAAGAAGAUGAACUCGAUUAUCCGUAAACUCCAUCUUGUUGCGAUGCAGCUACACUCACUGGUGUCGCAUCUUUAUUGCGUGAAGGGCCAGACGACCUGCAAAGAGGUUGACUCGCUUCCGAUAGCGCUGAACAACUCUCAUUUUGAGCGGAAGAUGGGAGUCUACAAGUCCAGAUUGAAACUUGUGGUACCGCACAAGUAUCAGCAACAACAGCAGCCUCCACAACAACAACAGCUCAGCAGCGCCAAUGAGCCAGCUGAAGAACUUCUGCGAGACACGUACGAGUUCUUUCCCGAGCUUUUGCUCUGCGUUGACAUCUGGGGGUACAACUAUCGCGAGGGUCAGGCGAAGCGACACAACAGCAAGAGUGUGCUAGGCGAGAACCAUUCUGGAGCUGUUUCGGAAGGGGCGUUGUUCCCACUCGGCUUUUUUCGUGGAGUCGAGAGUCUGGCGUUUGAUUUCGAGCACGACAGCAACGGUUUGCUCCGGUGUAUCUGUGACGAAUUGCUGAACAUUGUGUGUCUGUGGAACGAUUUCAAGUGGACUGACAACCUUGAAGCUGUUGCCCUGGAGCGCGUACUGUCUUUCGAGACGGACGUGACUGCCAGCAUUCUAAAGAUUCUGGAGCUUUAUGCUCACCACCUGCAGGCGCUCUGGGCUGUACGCUUAUUGGAUGAGCCUGAUCAGCUCCGAAGUGUUCACUUCACACAGUUCAAUGCGUACUAUAGUGACCGGAGUCAAGGAAGUCUGAACCCAAGCGCCGGGGCUCAAUCACGUGCUCCAACCCCAUCGAAGAACUCUGGUAAUCGUUCAAAUCGCGACCCAAGCUCUGUCGAUCGGUUGGUAGCGGAUGAAAUCGUGGAGCAACGUCUCGCCGAGGAAUAUUGGAACCGUAAGGUUACCGCGCUUUCUAUUCACAAUCCUAGCGAAGACGCACUCACUGGAGUCGAUCUGAAUCCGUCUCAGCUAUUGAGCGCGGAAACUAUUUGUGCGUGGGAUCAGCAAACGCUGGUAUCUUAUUUAUUGCGAUGGAGCGACGUAUACGCAAUUCGCAGCGAUGUGAAUGCGCUUUCGUCUGUCACAAACCACAUGCUGAAGCACGAGGUCCAGACAUACAGCUUCGUUGUUCGCGAUAACGAUAGCGAUGCCGACCGAGGAGUGGUCGACUCCGCAACAAGACAGCUCCUCGCAGCCGUGAGUCGCGCUCAGAUGUUGAUCAGGGACGCACUCGUUGGUACGGAGAAGCUUGCGUUACACUCAGCGUCCAGCCAGCUUCCGGAUGAGAGAAAGUACCUUCCAUGCUCAGAAGAAGACGUCGAGGCGGGCGAGACAAGCGAGACAAACGCGCAUGCACGCUCUUCCAGUGCUGAAAGGUCCCCCGCCUCUCAGACCACUGCAGAUGCAUCAAUUGACCCAGCUCAGGAACCGCCGUCGGUCCCAACUAAGCGAAAUACGCAGAAUGCUGCGGUCUCCAACGCUACGGGUGUGCAGGAGGAAAUAAGCUUUGGGACUGGUAUUUCCGUGGACCAACCUGAGUUGAAGGAUCUAAUCCAGUUGCUGGCCGUCACGAAGCAAGACAUGCAGGAGCUUUGUGGUCACAGACCUCGGUCAGCUCGGAUGCGUGAAAAGGUGCAGACGCAGUCUAUGCAGCUUGCUCGACAAACAGUCGAGAUUUUCCGCAACAUCAGAAACAUGUACGGUUCUCAGCUGCGAUGA
Phytophthora sojae is the source of this 2793-nucleotide messenger RNA. RefSeq lists its product as hypothetical. Lineage: Eukaryota; Oomycota; Peronosporomycetes; Peronosporales; Peronosporaceae. The transcript has a single exon. The annotation marks the transcript as partial. The record is from RefSeq and is a predicted model, not a curated record.